This is a messenger RNA of Paracoccidioides brasiliensis Pb18, 2406 nucleotides long. RefSeq lists its product as uncharacterized. Bases 1 to 2406 code for a protein of 801 amino acids. The transcript is spliced from 2 exons. The record is from RefSeq and is a predicted model, not a curated record.
AUGGACCACAUAUUUCCUUCGUUGCAGGAUGCAAGUCGGCCCAGCACCACCCCGCGCAGCCAUUAUUCGACUUCCCUGAAAUGCUGUUGUGGGAGAUCAGAAUGCGCUUAUCUUCAACAUAACAACGCUGCACUGGCGGAUCUAGAAAAGGACGUUGAAACUGCCGCCCAGUUAGGCCAGGCUUUGCUACAGCGUCAUGAGGCUUAUAUAACAGAUGCAGAAGGAGAUCGGAGCAGACUGCUUUUGGAAAUGGAAAAUCUCGAGAGAGAUAAACGUGAGGCGCAAGCCGAAAACGCACGAAUUAUCGAAGAAAAUCGUGAGCUCUUGGAACAGUUGGAGGAAAUGAACAAGGCGAUCGCUGAAUCGGAUGCUCAGAUCAAGUCUCUUACAAUGACCCUGGAAAGUUCGCAGUUGCAAGUUAAACAACUGUCGGUUUCGGCGUCGCGAGUAUCGCAGCUCGAGUCUCAAAUUGAUGUGAUGGAGAAGGAACAGGAAGAGCUGCAGGUCAAACUUAUCGUUACUGAAGAAGAUGAGAAAUCCGCAGUCCAGCGGUGGAGACAGGCUGAGUGCACUUUGCGAGACCUUGAAGGUCAACUGGAGAGAAUAGAGAGGAAAUCGAGGGAGGAGCAGGAGAAACAUGCGGAGCUACUUAGGCGAAUGGAGUUGCAUAGGACGGUUAAAGAAGAAUUGGAUACCGCUGCAGGUCGACUUAAAGGUGCUUCAGCAACAUCGCCAAUUGGUCAGAGGAAGCCAGGAGUGGUUACCAGUUUCGUGCGCGACAUUCUACAGGAUAAUGCGAACCUGCAAAUGGGCAUCGUCGAGCUCAGAGAGAUGCUUCAGGCCUCAAAUGAGGAGGUAGAGAACUUGAGAGAACUGAUUCUCCUACAUCAACCAUUGGCAUUGGAGACAGAUGACCGAAUACCUCAACAUAAGAAAAUCUCGCUUCGUGAUGAACUGGAUGCGAAAUUGCCUCCAGCAGCUUCUCAGGAGUUCCAUGUCCAUCAUCACUACCACUCACCAACCCAAAGCUUACCCCAGCGUAAGGAAAAGGCGCAAACUCCCUUACACCGUCACCAAAGGAAAAGGAGACCCCUGAUAUCCUCGCCAAUCCUCGAAUCUCAGUCUCGGCCCUCUUCGCGCCUAUCCCGAAUCUCACAUAGUGCACAUGGUUCUGUUUCAUCACCAUCCACCAUACUUUCACAAACUUCGGUCUCCAUCCCUUCAGCCUCUAGCAACCGCCACUGUUCCAUUCAAUCCUCAUCCGUAGUGCCAGCGUCGAUCUGCUCAUCAAUACCUAGUUCCCCACAAUCCGUCUAUAGAACUUCGUCCAUAUUCGAUCGUGUGGAUCAUGGUUUUGAUUCUUCUCGACCCACUAGUCCCGAGAGCAAUGGGUUCGCAUCUCCCAGUAUCAGGCCAUAUCAUCACCGCAAAGGAUUGUCCGAUAUGCCGAUACGACCUAUAUCAGUUCCCCCUGAAUUGCAAAAUAUGUCUGCAGGUUUAUCGGGAGGUAUAAACCAAGGACGCGAUGAUACCGUUGAAUCUACAUAUUAUUCUGCUGAUGAAAGAAUACCCCCAUACUUCCAACCUCCCAUCCCGGAAGAGAGGGAAACUCCAACUGAGGAAAUCACGAAUGAACAAGGGAUGCAAUACACAGCUUUCCCUGUUCCUGUCGAAGAACCAGAUCCAUUCUCUCCACUGUUAUAUAACACAGUGAAACGCGCAUCUUCACACGAAAGCCUCCUCUCCAUUUCAGGGAUGGACAUCCAUACACUCCGCUCCCGCCCAUCCCAAAUGCUCAGCCCCUAUUCAGCCCUCCCUAUUAGAGCACCAAGCCACCUCACUUCCGCUUGUACGGAAUUGUCCUUCACUCCCCCCGUCAUAUCUCCAAUGAACAUUAUCGCCCCUAGAGUGUCACUUAGAGACGGGAAUAAAGGCCCUGACUCUCGAUCGCUGCUCUCGUCAUUCGUCGCCGCGCCGGCGGAAGGGAACUCCAACGCAACACCAUCUGGAGCCCUACCAAAUAACAUCCCAUACCUCCGCCAUGCAGACCGUUUCAGCAAGCGGGUUGGCGGAUGGGUCUUUGGCAGAUGGGGUAUGGCCCCGAUCGCAUCUCCGCGAACUGGGGACCUGAGUUCACCCAGAUCAUCGUUUGCAUCCCCAUCGCGCCCUCCAAAUGCACCAUCAGUCUCAGCAGCGUCGUCUGCGUCGACAUUAGCCUCCGCUCCGUCUGUUCCCUCACCGAGAACUUCAUCAACAGCGAGGGCGUCAGCGGCGGUAGUAUUCAGACCACCCGGGGUAAACCAAAUUGGGACAAUCUUAGGCUUGCGCCCUCCAGGAAAGCCGCCUAUGGAUGUACAACCCAUGGUCAUUAAUGAAGAUUUACUGCAGGAAAGUUUGCUUGAGUAG